Molecule: messenger RNA, 1993 nt
Organism: Glycine soja
Lineage: Eukaryota; Viridiplantae; Streptophyta; Magnoliopsida; Fabales; Fabaceae
Exons: 4
Coding region: 328-1779 (483 amino acids)
Source: RefSeq, a predicted model, not a curated record
CACAAAUGACAAAACCUUACGUACCAUACAGUUAAUCAAACACCACACACAACACCAAUAUCUGAAACCCUCUCUGCUAAAACACAAACAAUAUAUUCUUCUUCCUUCCUCCCAAACUGAUUUGUGCCAAUUGUGAUCCUAUAUGUGUUCCGGUAGCAACAAAAUCACACAUCUUUAGGAGUCAAAAUUAAGGAUCAUUUAGAAACAUUUUUUGUGACGGUUCAAGGCGCGCCUAAGCCGACAAUAAUUUGGAUCACCAGUGUGUCUGCGGAACAAUUAAUAUAAUUAACCAAGCUCAUGAAGUGAAUAAUUCAAAGUGUUACAAACAUGACCAUGGACCGGUUAUCACAGAGCAGUUCAGACUCAUCAUCCACACGAGGAGACCCCAAAGUGUUAUCCAUAGAGUGUCUCAAGGGAAGUUCCAAAGCCGACGAGUGGACCGGAGACAUGCUUCAAACCGGCGACAUCGUCGAAGAGCUUCGAAUCGGAAACUCUCCGAACGCGCUUAUCCGCUUCCAAUCGCCUUUCAAAAACGGCAAGAGUGGCGUCAGCAGAAUCCUGCAAGACUCUUACAAGAAGAAAGAGACCUCUAUCCUCGUUCGGGUUCGCCGAGGACCCCAUGAGUUCGCCGAGUUGCAGGCUUGUAUCGUUCCCAACGAUUCUUCCGGGAAGAAGCACUAUGUUCUCCGCUCCAUCACUGAUCCUAACUACGUUGUUGGGUUCUUGGACCGAACUGAAACCAAGUGUUUCCAACUCCAAGCUUCAAGGACCAGCAGGAUGGUGAAUGCACUAACUAGGACGCGGUUACAGGAUGGAUAUGUCUCGUAUCCAUGGGAGAGGAGGAUGCAGGAGUUGUUAUCAGUUCCCAAUUCAAGCAAUUUUCUUUCAAUCUUACUUCUUCCCAAAGUUUCAGAUAGGAUAGCUUCUCGCUACAAUGAUGUGGAGGACACACUAGCCAGAGCAAAUACGUGGCUGAAUGCAACUCAAGCUUCAGGGGUCCCUAUUGUCUUUAUGAACGUCCAAACAGAGUCCCUACUUACCAAGAUCUCCGGAGAGACGGCUUCUUCCACUGUAAAUGCAGGGUCAUUAUCCGACGUAUCUAACCUUGCAAAUGCAAGCCUUUAUGGCUUUGAGGAUUACCAUGGAGUAGACAUUGGUGUUGUUAGAGCGGUUCGGCUCUGGUAUGCUCCAAUCGGCGGGGAGAUCUCAAUUGAGAUAAAACUAAAAGAGGAUGACACAAAACUUGGCUUUGCCAUUAGUCGCACAGAAGAGGGUUUUAUUUUCAUCCAAACAGUUAUUGAGGAUGACCAAGAAAAUGUACCAGCCACACGUUCAGGACUAAGCAAUCUGUAUAAAGCAGCAAAAGAUGCUUCAAAGUUGUUGGUAGUGUCUAAUCUUUCAAAUCAAAGAGUCCUCCCAUGGAUGGUUUCUUCAACAGGAGCCAUUAGGUGUUAUGACACUGUUUCAUUGAGCCAGAAACUGUCCUUGCAUAGACACACCAAAGUUCCUAUUCUCCUUCAUGUCUUCCUUUGGGAUAGAAAAUUGGCUUCAAGUGUAGAAAGUACAAGAUUGAGUAACUUGUCUCCCUCAGUGUUGCCAUUGCCAUUACCACCAGAAGUUCAAUUGGCACGCCAUCCAAAUGAGAACCAAAUACAGCCAUUGCCCCAUGAAGGAUCUGAUGCAGGUGAUGGUUCUCAGCCAAUGCAGCUUGAGAGAGACACAGCUGGGGAUCUCUCAUUCAGAUUCAACAACUUCUCCGUGUCCAACAACUGGGUAUGAUAAUGAUAGUAGAUUAGUAGUAUAGUAUUAUAUCAACAUCAUAGGAACUUUUUUCCAUGUUGCUUUUUUUUAGCCUUGUUUUCUUGUUGUACAUAUAGAAUAUUAUAUAUUAUUACUUCCAUCUUCGGGUCUUUUGUAAGAGUUGAGAGCUUGUUUUUGCUUCAUUAGACUGUUCACAGAAAAGCAGAAUAAAGAUUCUAGAAUUGCGUUGAAA